Molecule: messenger RNA, 1852 nt
Organism: Vespa velutina
Lineage: Eukaryota; Metazoa; Arthropoda; Insecta; Hymenoptera; Vespidae
Gene: Tango4
Product: pleiotropic regulator 1
Exons: 9
Coding region: 289-1698 (469 amino acids)
Biological process (GO): mRNA splicing, via spliceosome
Cellular component (GO): Prp19 complex; catalytic step 2 spliceosome; precatalytic spliceosome
Molecular function (GO): protein binding
Source: RefSeq, a predicted model, not a curated record
UUAGUAAUUGUUUUUUUUAAUUCCGUCAUAUAAAAAAUCAUUAUGAUUAAAUCUUUUAUUUAAUAGUUCGCUAAUAUUAAUUUAUGUUAAUUUAAAACUUUAACCUCUUAUACAUAAAACCUUUUAUCUGAUGGAUAGUAAUUCUCUUUGUAAGCUUUCAGCUAUUACCGCUGAUAUCGCCCUUACUCUUUGCGAAUGAUCCCUCAUGAGAGGUUAUAAUUUUUAACCUGAAACUAAGACUGCCAAAUGAUAGGAUUAUAAUUUGCUGUUAUUUAUUAUCGAUACAACAUGGAUGUUCAAAGACAUUCUGUGCAUACACUUGUAUUUCGAUCAUUAAAAAGAACACAUGAUAUGUUUUUAUUGAAUCAAGGUACUUUACCACCUGUAGAUCAAAACCUUCAAAAUAUGAAAAAAUCUGUAAAAGCAAAAGAUUGUUAUGGUCCUGUGAUGGAACGCGUUAAACACAAUAUGACGACAAAAGUACAAAAUGAAAAUGACAAUCCAGAUCCACCGCCACCAGGGGAUGAAUCCUUUGGUAGAAGUGCUCCCUCUGCGGUUAUAACAUAUCACUCUACACCAACAAGUAACAUUGUAGCAACUACAGCAUCCACAUUAGGAAGCAAUACUGCUAAUACUACGGUUGCUGUACCCAUUAAAAAAGCUCCUUCUAUGGCAAAGCCAAAAUGGCAUGCACCAUGGAAAUUGUACAGAGUAAUAAGUGGUCAUCUUGGUUGGGUACGGUGCUGUGCCAUUGAACCUGGAAAUGAAUGGUUUGCUACUGGAUCUGCAGAUAGAGUAAUUAAAAUAUGGGAUCUUGCAACAGGUAAAUUAAAAGUAUCCUUAACUGGUCACAUAAACAGUGUCCGUGGCCUGGCAGUCUCGCAAAGACAUCCAUAUUUAUUCUCUUGUGGUGAAGAUCGUCAAGUUAAAUGUUGGGACUUGGAAUACAAUAAGGUUAUAAGACAUUAUCAUGGACAUCUGUCAGCUGUGUAUUCUAUGGCUUUGCAUCCUAGCAUAGAUGUAUUAGUGACAGCAGGUAGAGAUUCCACUGGAAGAGUAUGGGAUAUGCGUACUAAGGCUAAUGUUCAUACCUUGGUUGGUCAUACUAAUACUGUUGCCAGUGUAAUUUGUCAAACAGCAGAACCUCAAGUAAUCACAGGGAGUCAUGAUUGUACAAUACGUUUAUGGGAUUUAGCAGCAGGCAAAUCGAGAGCUACUUUGACAAAUCACAAAAAGAGUGUGAGAGCAGUUACAUUCCAUCCAUCAUUGUAUAUGUUCGCAUCUGCAUCACCCGACAAUAUUAAACAAUGGAAAUGUCCAGAAGGAAAAUUUAUCCAAAAUCUGUCAGGACAUAAUGCCAUAGUUAAUUGUUUAGCUGUUAAUGAGGAUGGAGUAUUAGUUUCUGGAGCAGACAAUGGUACUAUGCAUCUUUGGGACUGGAGAACAGGAUACAAUUUUCAACGAUUACAAGCUCCAGUUCAACCUGGCUCAAUGGAUAGCGAAGCUGGUAUAUUCAGUAUCACAUUUGACAUAUCUGGUACUCGUAUGAUUACAACAGAAGCAGAUAAAACAAUAAAAGUUUAUAAAGAAGAUAAUACUGCGGUAUGUACUUUUUGUAAAUACAUUAAAUGCAGUACAAUUACAAAGACAAUGAAGGCUUCGUAUUUAUAUAAAUUGUUUAUAUUAUUUCUAGACUGAAGAAUCUCAUCCUGUCAACUGGAGACCUGAUAUAAUAAAACGAAGGAAAUAUUAAAUAAUAACUAUAAUAAUUUAAGAAGAGUAAUUUUUGCAAUUACUUUUAAUUCAACAUUUGUAUUUAAUUAGAACAAAUACAAGACAUUUACCUAUUUUA